Messenger RNA from Lucilia sericata (common green bottle fly), 2766 nucleotides. RefSeq names its product F-box/LRR-repeat protein 4-like. The record is from RefSeq and is a predicted model, not a curated record. Gene Ontology annotation, biological process: SCF-dependent proteasomal ubiquitin-dependent protein catabolic process. Gene Ontology annotation, cellular component: SCF ubiquitin ligase complex. Gene Ontology annotation, molecular function: protein binding. Lineage: Eukaryota; Metazoa; Arthropoda; Insecta; Diptera; Calliphoridae.
CGUAAACCAAACAAAAACAUUGUAAAAAAUUUUUCUCAUUAAGAAAUCUAAUGGAAAAGUUUUUGCCUUUUUUCCAAUGAAAACAAAAGAAAAAUUAAAAUUUAUUUAAAACAACUAUUUAGAAAAUAAUAAAAUUUUUAUAAAAUUAAUUAAAACAUAUUUUCGAAUAGAAAUAACUUGAUCUUAGACAACAAAAUAGAAGUGAAAGUGCUAAAAUCUGAAUAAAAGAAAAAAGACCACAACAAAAAGUGCAUAAAUAGAAAAAAUUUAAUUAUAAACUAGAGUACACAGUGAAGUGCUACCAAGGAUAUUUCUUCAUUAUACUUCUACAAUUCUGAACAUAUUGUUAUUGUGAAAAAAACAGAAGCCAUAGAAGCAUAACAAAGGUGGUUUCUUACGCCAGCUAAUGAUAUCACCACCAACGCCAGCAAACGCUCCUAUGUCCCUUUUCUUUGAGGUUUUUGAAAAUUCAUCAAAAUUGUGUUUGGUUUGCAUUUGUGGACACAAUCCCAAUCCUCUCCGGCUACCACGGUUGCCCGCACACGUAGCUGGUUUGGAUUUGGAUGCACACCAGAACAACUACUAACGCUGACAAAGUAUUUACAGCGCUUGUGUCGGGCACAUAGAAGUGAAAAAAUGUCCUCCUCUCAGUCCUCUGCUUCGGCGGAAGAUGAUAGAAGAUCGUCUGGCAAUAAGUCAAUAGCUGUUGAUACCAUAGUUAAGUUUCCCCACCAAAGGGAAAGAGACCUAGAGGUCUCUUUAGAGUCCGAUGAUGAAUGUGAUGUAGCUGGUGCUAUGAUAGAUGUAGAAGGUUUCUGCUAUGCCGACUAUCGUAUGGAACAAUAUGCUCAUAGUGUUUUAGAUUUUAGUUCACAAUAUGGCAUAGAUUUAAGUAUAUCCUAUACGGCACCAAAUAUAACAGGCCGGCCCUCUAAGUAUCCAGAAUAUGGUGAUUUCCCACAAACUUUUGCCAUGCGCACCUAUGGUGACUGGUGGGAUCGUUCACCCUCUCGCUUACGUGAAAUAUCACCUCAAAAUUUACCCAAAGUACCCGCUGAAGAUUUUAUAGUUUUGUACUUUGAAGACUAUGUUAUACCCGAUGAAAUUGCCAUUUUUGAAACAUUUAAUCCGGGUGCUGUUAUACGCAUUUGGGCGUAUACUAUUGCUAAGACUUGGAUUUGUUUGUGGGAGGAUAAUGACUUCUAUACACGUCCUCCCUAUGUGGCAAAUCGGGCUAGACGUUUUGCACCACCUUUGAAACGUAUACAAUUACCAACAAAGACAAUAAGACUGGAGUUUAAUCCACGUCUUCACUAUUACACCGAAAUUGAUGCAGUUCUAUUAAAUGGCAAAAAAUUCAAUAUGAGAAAUAUGCAAACUUUACUAGACUACUACGAAAGACAAAGAAAAGGUUCCAUUUUAUGUAAAUUACAAAAUAUGAAAUUUCGCCCCGUUUGUAAGGACAACUAUCAGACACGUUUACAACAUUUUCUAAUGCAUGAUUUGGAUAAAUUUAUGUCUGCCUUAAAUGAUGUACAAAUCAACAACGACAACAGCAAUAAUACCGAAGACAGUGAAACAACAGGGAGAGUAGAUUUAAAGGAUAUGCCGUUUGAUAUUGUUUUAAAAAUCUUUAGCUAUUUAGAUUUAAUCUCCCUGUUUCGUGUGGGUCAAGUAUCGCGUUUCUUUUAUGAUGUCUCCACUCAUCCUUUGUUGUAUAGUGAAUUGAAUCUGAAACCUUAUUGGCAUUUAGCAUCCACUGAAUUACUUUCCACUUUGGCUAAGAGAGCAACGAUUUUAAAGAAAUUGGAUAUGUCCUGGUGUGGUUGUACCAUACAAACGGUAUCACCUACAGAAUUUAAAAAAUUUAUACAACAACGUGGCGAUUCUUUGACUCAUAUACGUUUAAAUUCAGCCAAGUUUUUAAAUGCCAGCUGCAUAGAAACUUUAGGCAUUGUCUGUGAUAAUUUAAGAGAGCUUUCUUUGCGCAAUUGCUCUAUUAGUCCUCCUUUAUUGAAUUUCUCCUGUUUGGCUAUAAAGAAUUUGGAACGUUUGGAUUUGUUUCAAACUGUCAUUGAAUCGGAUUUGCUAUUGACGAUGCUGGAGAGUAAUCCAAAAUUAAAACAUUUAAAUUUGGCAUUUUGCAAUGUAGCUGUUAAUAUGGAUGAUGUUGCUUUACAUAUUUCCCAGUAUAAUAAACAAUUAGUAUCCUUGGAUUUAUGGAAGGCACAUUUUCUGUCCGCUCAUGGUCUAAUUGCCUUAUCGGAAUGUCAUGAUUUAGAAGAAGUGGAUUUCGGUUGGUGUUUACGUGAGGCUACUUUGGGCGAUAGUUUAAAGGAAUUUUUAACGAAAUGUCCCAAACUAAAGAAAUUGUUUUUAGCUGCUGUUCGUGGUUUAACCGAUCGUGAUUUAGAAUAUAUUGCAAAUUUAUGUCCCAACUUGGAACAAUUAGAUCUAAUGGGUGUUUUGGGUAUAUCCAAAGAAAAAUAUUAUGAUAUUUUACAAAAAUGUAAAAAAUUGCAAUUAAUGGAUCUAAGUUUUUGCGAUAAUAUAAUGGAUUAUGAGGUGGCUAUGUGGUCUCGUAAUUUUAAAGUGAAUAUCAAGUGUUGUCAUGUACCUAACGAUUUUAGAUAAGAUUUUUACUAACAAAAAAUUUCAAAUAAAAUAUUAGUUAAAUACAUUUGUAACGAAAUUUCUUUAUAACCUAUAAAUUUAGUUUCUAAAAAAAUGUUAUUGUAUGUAGUUAGUAAAAGAAAUAUAAAAAUA